UCCUGAAAACAAAAGCAGGAGGAAGGCAGAUUACAGUUCCUCUGUCUCGGGAUCACUGUCGCUUUUAGAUGGACAACGACGUCGCCUUUUAUCGCGAGCUGCCGAAAGUGGAGCUUCACGCUCACCUGAACGGCUCGGUCAGCUUUCAAACCAUCGAGAAACUCAUCAGCAGAAAACCGCAUCUCAACAUCGAGCACAGCAUGACCGCGAUCGGAAAAGGCCAGCUGAGGACUCUGGAUGAGUGCUUUGAGGUCUUCAAGGUCAUUCACAAGCUGGUGGACACGGAGGAGGAUAUCCUGAUGGUCGCCACAGAUGUAAUUAGAGAGUUUGCAGCUGAUGGUGUCAAGUAUUUGGAGCUGAGAAGUACGCCAAGGGAAGAGAAAGAAACUCGACUGACAAAGAAGAGUUAUGUUGAAACUGUCAUCAGUGCAAUCCAACAGUGUAAAAAUGAAGGAGUGGACAUUGAUGUCAGGUUUCUGGUGGCGAUUGAUCGCAGGAAUGGGACUGAGGUUGCCAUGGAGACUGUGAGGCUGGCCGAAGAGUUCAUGCUGUCAUCUGAUGGUUUGGUGGUCGGACUCGACCUCAGCGGAGAUCCAACGGUGGGCCAUGGGAAAGACCUACUUCCUGCCCUUCAGAGAGCCAAAAACUCUGGACUGAAGUUGUCAUUGCAUCUUUCAGAAGUUCCAUCUCAGCUGGAGGAAACAGAUCUGCUGUUAAAUCUUCCACCUGACAGAAUUGGACAUGGGACCUUCUUACAUCCUGCAGUUGGCGGAUCUCAGAGUCUGGUUGACAAAGUGGUGAAGCACAACAUCCCGCUGGAACUCUGUCUGACAUCCAACGUCAAAGGGAGCACUGUGGCGCGUUACUCCGAUCAUCACUUCAAAUACUGGUACCAGUUAGGACACCCGAGUGUCCUUUGUACUGACGAUAAAGGCGUCUUUUGCACAGACUUGUCUCAGGAAUACCAGCUGGCGGCUUCCACCUUCGGCCUGAGCCGUGCGGACGUGUGGAAGCUCUCCCAGCAGGCCAUAGACUGUAUCUUCGCGCCGGAGGCGGUGAAGCAGCAGCUCAAACAGAAGUGGAACGAUUUACACUCUCGGCUGUUCAAGUGACCGGUUCAUAUAUUUAUCAAUAUGACAAUCAAAUACCUCAAGUUUUCAGGUUUUUAUAGGAAUAAUUGCAGACGGGUUCUUUUAUUUAGUGAACUCAGCUGAUGUGUGUUAUUUAUACUGCUUUAUCAUGUUCGUGCAGUGUUUCUUACACUGGUUACAGGGAAAAAAAAAACAAUGGACCAGGAAAUAAUACCAGUGUGUUUUGAGACAAGUUAAAAAGAAUAUCAGUGAAUAAAAA
Molecule: messenger RNA, 1350 nt
Organism: Salarias fasciatus (jewelled blenny)
Lineage: Eukaryota; Metazoa; Chordata; Actinopteri; Blenniiformes; Blenniidae
Product: adenosine deaminase-like protein
Exons: 10
Coding region: 69-1112 (347 amino acids)
Biological process (GO): adenosine catabolic process; inosine biosynthetic process
Molecular function (GO): adenosine deaminase activity
Source: RefSeq, a predicted model, not a curated record